GUUGACUAUAAUGAUAGUUACAUAAGUGGGUAUUUUAUAUUGAUUAGCUUGUGAAUCAUAUUAGUUAUCUAACUCUUUUAAUCUUAUGAUAAUCACUACGGUAACAACAAAAUUUAAUCAUAGGAUUUUUCUCACUGAUAUUAAUAGACAUUCAACAAAUAUGUCGUGUUCUAGCUCUCCAAAAUGGUUAAGGGAAAUAGUGACAAACGUAACUGUUAAGCUAAAGUUCACAAAAAAACCUGAAAAUAGUUUACUGGAAUCAAACCAAUUGUAUUAUGACGAGGUUCUAAAAAUCUACCGUGAAGCAUUUGAAAAAUUAAUUGAAUGCUCAAUUACUUUUUCUGAUAUUCUUAUGGGAAUCAAAGAUGCCUAUGAAGAUGCUCUUCGCAUAAGAGAUCAUCGUAUUUCUCAUUUCAAAACACAAGAUGUAAGCAUUAUUUUGUUUUAUUGGUUUUUGUCAUUAAAAUCAAUAAUUAUUUCAGCAUUUAAAAUAGUUAUUAUUUUGUAUAUUUAACAGUUAAGGUUAGAUGUAGUAUGGACAAGAGUUUUCUAACGAUUUUUAAUCGUCUGGGGAUUUGGUCGUUAUCAUUUUAAAACAUUUGAUUGGCUGAUUUUUUAUGACCAAAUACGUGCACAUUAUAUAAUUAAGAGUAGCUCGGUGGCGCAGUGGAUAAGCGCCACGGCCCGCGAUCGUAUUCAUUAAGCAACUUUCGUGAGGGUCGGUCACGGGAUGGGUGACCAAAAUAUUAUUAUCUCGAACUACUCCGUACUUCGGAAGGCUUAAUGCCGUUGCUCCCGGCUGCAUUUGCAGUCAUUAAUACUCUCCAAUCCGCAUUGGGCCAGCGUGAAGGGUCAUGGCUCAUCCUCCUUAACCAUCUAUAAGGAAGGUCUGAGCCCCUGCAGUGGGGACGUAAAAGGGCUGGUGAUGAAUAUAAUUCCGCCAAUAAUUAAUAAAUAAUUCCGCCAAUAAUAAAUAAUUCCGGCUGGUGAUGAAUAUGAUUUACCAGGGCGAUCAAAUUAUCAGCCGAUUAAAAAUAACUGUGCAUUUCUAGUCUUCUGCACUUUUUGAUGUAGUGACUCAUUGCUAAGCUCCAAGACAUUUAGGUACUUAUUUUUCUAAAAACGAAAGAAAAAUUAAUUAGAAAAAAAACGAUUAUUUGCGCUACAAUCUACUUUUGUUCUUCGAUCUCUGGCGGUUCAUUGAAAUCCGAAUUACCCCAUUCUUUAC
Diatraea saccharalis (sugarcane borer) is the source of this 1228-nucleotide messenger RNA. The record is from the annotation of a GenBank genome assembly. Lineage: Eukaryota; Metazoa; Arthropoda; Insecta; Lepidoptera; Crambidae.